CGUUGAUAGGAAAACUUUCCCCUCACGCUCCCCCACCGGCCCACGUCCGACAGAAGCUUCUUAUCAAAACGUAUAUAUAAACUAGAUCUAUAUCUGCGGUCCCUGGCCACUCCGAGCAUUGUGGAAAUCCGAGACCUCGUCUAACACAAGGUUAACCAUGUCCGUCACUACAAAAGCGACCAUCGCCUCGUUCGGCGGCAAGCUGCUCAAGCUGAGCCACCAGGCGACCACGACGCGCUGCGAGAUGGCCUUCAACCUCUACCUGCCGCCUCAGACGUUCCAGGACCCGGCUGCCAAAAUCCCCGUGCUGAUCUACCUGUCCGGGUUGACCUGCACGGCUGACAAUUGCUCCGAGAAGGGCUUCUUCCAGCAUGGGGCGAGCAAGCGGGGGAUUGCCGUCUUGUAUCCUGACACGAGUCCCCGCGGCCUUGAUAUCCAAGGAGAAAACGAUUCCUGGGAUUUCGGCACGGGGGCAGGCUUCUACGUCGACGCGACGGAAUCCCCCUACAAGGAAGGGUACAACAUGUACAGCUACGUGACGGAGGAGCUGCCGCAGACCGUGUUUGCGGCAUUCCCCCAGCUGGACGCUACUCGGGUCAGUAUCACGGGCCACAGUAUGGGCGGGCACGGCGCCCUCACUUUGUUCCUGAAGAAUCCCGGGAAAUACAAGUCCGUCUCUGCAUUUGCGCCUAUCUCCAACCCGAUCAACUGUCCGUGGGGCCAGAAGGCGUUCAACGGCUAUCUCGGCUCGGAAAGUGAGAAGUGGAAGGCGUACGAUGCCACCGAGCUGGUGAAGAAGUGGAAGGGGGAUUUGAAUUUGCUUAUUGAUGUGGGCACCGGCGACAACUUUUACAAACAAGGCCAACUCCUCCCGGAGAACUUCGAGGCUGCUGCGCGCGAGGCAGGCGUGGCAGGCGUGCAGGUUCGGUACCAGCCUGACUACGACCACAGCUACUUUACCAUGGCGACGUUUGCGGAUGACCAUGUUGACCAUGCGGCCCGGUAUCUGUUUGCAUAGUGCGUCUAGCUUGCGUCUUGACUCUUCACACUUUCUGAUGGGUUUCAUGGCUAGUUCAAAAUUCAGGGCAAGUAUAUAGUGUCAUGAAGACUAUAGGUAGCUUAUCCUAGAUACUCGAUCUACUUUAGACAUCAUCUUCAUUUUUUUCGUACUAAGCAAAAGGGGAGGGGGGCCGUGAUUGGAAUGCUGAACGCCAGACAUGCAAUGCAUCGGACUAUAUAAUUCUUUUCCUAGAUAUGAGAUCGCAUGGAUAGGUAUCGGAUGGACCGAGAAGAAGGAAGACAUGAACAAUGAACAUGGACAUGGGCACGUAACACCGGGGGGGGGGAAUCUAGAGUAACAGAGAAAAUACAGGAUGGGAGAAAUG
Messenger RNA from Penicilliopsis zonata CBS 506.65, 1385 nucleotides. RefSeq lists its product as hypothetical. Gene Ontology annotation, biological process: formaldehyde catabolic process. Gene Ontology annotation, cellular component: cytosol. The transcript has 3 exons. Lineage: Eukaryota; Fungi; Ascomycota; Eurotiomycetes; Eurotiales; Aspergillaceae. The coding region runs from base 158 to 1018 and encodes 286 amino acids. Gene Ontology annotation, molecular function: S-formylglutathione hydrolase activity. The record is from RefSeq and is a predicted model, not a curated record.